Molecule: messenger RNA, 2751 nt
Organism: Bufo gargarizans (Asiatic toad)
Lineage: Eukaryota; Metazoa; Chordata; Amphibia; Anura; Bufonidae
Gene: UMODL1
Product: uromodulin like 1
Exons: 15
Coding region: 1-2751 (916 amino acids)
Cellular component (GO): cell surface; extracellular region
Molecular function (GO): calcium ion binding; peptidase inhibitor activity; protein binding
Source: RefSeq, a predicted model, not a curated record
AUGGCCGAGAAGAUCCCCCUUUACCUGACCCUUCUAUGCAUGGCCGCAGCACUGGGCGGUGGGCAGAUGCUUGGUCACAUGAUUUCUCCUUGGAGCUAUCAUGUCUGUAACCAGACAGUCACAGUGAACGUCUCCAAGGUCAUAGCAUUCCAAAAGGCGCGAGAAGAGCCGACCUGGUGCAUGUCAUGGAUUCCGUGGAAGCUGUGUACCAGGACUUCGUAUCACAUCGAAUACCGGACGGUGUAUGUGCCAGAGACCUCCGUAGUGAAGCGCUGCUGCGAGGGCUACGAGCCUGUGGGACAUUACUGCGCCCUGUCUGUGCAGACAUCCCAUGACUGUGCCUCCAGACCAGGAACGUGUCCUGAUAAAGAAGACAAGGAGCAGGGCCCCAAAUGUACGUUCGAUUACGAUUGCCCAGGAUUGCAGAAAUGUUGUAUAUCUUCCAACGGAUCUUUCUGUGCUUCUCCUGCACCUCCAGCUCUAGACAGGAACACAAUCAAAUAUUGGUACAAUGCUACAGCCAUUAUAAAGAUGGCCUACGAAGAACUGAUCCGAUGGGAUGAAGGCUUAGUCAAUCACACAAGACUAUUACACUCAAUGGGAUCUCAUGACAGUAAAACCAUUAAAGGAACCACAACGGAAAUUCAUGGACUUCAGUCUGGAGAACUAUAUACUGUGCAGGUGACAUUCCAGGACUGCAAUGGAAUGGUGCAACUGUGGAAAGGAAGAGUGAAAACAGAGGCUCAUAUUCUAAAUGUAACGCUGAAGAUUGAAAAUUGGAACCUCACAGAAUCUCUGAUGAACCCCAACUCUACAGAACAUGCAGACUUUAUUCGGAAGUUUAUUUUGGAGGUAAAGAAUUCCUUGUCGAAUGAAAUUCCUUCAGAGCGGGUGAUGGUGGAGGUGGAGUCACUGAGCGCGGGCAGCAUUAUCGUCCAUUUCCGAGUCAUUGUCAAUGACUCUGAUGACCCGGUCAAUAUCACAGCGGAGUCCUUCUCCGCCUUCAGUGAGCAGUUUGAAGUUAACCCAGAAUCUAUUGUUGUCACAGAUUUAAAUGAAUGCCUGUCACCUGCGGACAAUGACUGUCACUUAUAUGCAGUCUGCAAGGACCUGGACAGAUCAUACACCUGUGAAUGCCACCCAUCAUUUGUAGAUCGAGAUCCCAGGAGGCCUGGCAGGAACUGUGAGGAUCAUGUCAGUCCGUUAUCACCUUCUAUGGAGAACAUAGAUCCCACAGCUGGAGGAUCUACUGUCAGUCCUGCAGACCCUUCACCUCCUACCACCUCCCCACAUCCAGGACACCUGACAAAUGUCACUGAGAACAGCUCCAAAAUUAUACCCAGUGCAGCCGUUUCUGGGGAUCCCCAUCCAGCCAAGGUUAUACAGAGUACACCAGUGCCAACCGGAAACCCUACACUGGGACCAGUGCACUCAACUCCAGAUCCAGUGCUCACUACAAGUCUCAAAACCGUGCCCAGCAACCUCGCUCCUACUGUUAAAAAUGCCACUGCAAAAGUCUAUUCACCCGGGGUCGACGCACUCCCCCUGCUGAAAGCAACAGAGCCACCAACGACUGAAGGAAUAGUCAAUGUCGUCCCCACGACAACAAGACAGACGACAAGGCGGGAAAUUUCUUGUUCUUUUCCCGUGGUGGGUGCAAAUGUGGAGUCCACCAAUACGCCACAUCUGGAAACCUCCAGUGUUAAGACGACCGCACAGAAGUCCCUCGCCCUCACACUGAAAGAUGCGAGCACGGUCAUAUGUGCUAUUAGGAAGAUUGGGAUCUCCAUAGAUAAGGCCUUCCUCAAGAUGAUGUCCAUUGUCAGUCAAUCUCUGUUCCUUGGGAGUCGGGAAUGUUCCAUAAAGUGCAGCACAGACACCCACAUCUUCAUAGAAGCCGGAUGGAAAGACUGCAAUACUGAUGUGAACAGUAACAAGACUCACAUCAUGGUAAACUCUACGCUGUACAUCGACCUUUCAACAACAUCUCUAAAUGUGACUCCAAGAGCCAUCAGCUCCAUACGCUGCAUGUUCCACAACGAGAUCCUGUGGUCAAGUGGAUACAAUCCCUCCGGAGGAAUUUACUCCCUCAUAGAAAAACUUGAAGGUGACGGAACGUUUACACCAGAAUUCCAGCUUUUCAUUGGAGACCAGCCCAUCCCCCCAAACUUCACGCUGUCGGCCACCGACGAAAUAACAGUUCAGAUCAGCAUAAAAACAGAGGAGAGUCAGUUUAAGGUGGUCAUCAGUGAUUGCUGGGCAACACCCACCGAUAACGCCAAUGACCCCAAGUCUUUCCCUUUCAUCAAGGACAGCUGUGCCUUGACAAACACCUUCACCACCAUCCAUACCAAUGGCAUCUCCAACAAUGCCACCUUCCAAUCCAAGAUCUUUUCCUUUGUUGAAAAUCCCAUUGUUUAUCUGCACUGCCGACUUCAAGUUUGCACGGAGGAGCCCCUGAAAACCUGCAAACCAACAUGUAAUGGUUUCCGUUCUGCAAGAACUGGUGAUGUUGUCUUCACUGAUGUCACCCGGAUUGGGCCCCUGCAAAGGUCCACUCAAUCAUAUGACCAGGGCUCAUCGCCUAACGGAACGCUGGGUCCUGGAUACAUCGCCCUGGUUGUCAUCGGGGUCCUGGUGCUGGUCGCCAUGGUGGUGUCCAUUUUGAUUUGCUGGCACGAAAGAAGAACCGGAAACUACAGCUUUAAGAUUAAGACUCCAGAUGUUGGCUACCAAGUGUUCUCCAACUAG